Aspergillus saccharolyticus JOP 1030-1 is the source of this 1584-nucleotide messenger RNA. RefSeq names its product cytochrome P450. The record is from RefSeq and is a predicted model, not a curated record. The transcript is spliced from 6 exons. The coding region runs from base 1 to 1584 and encodes 527 amino acids. NCBI's taxonomy places the organism in Eukaryota, Fungi, Ascomycota, Eurotiomycetes, Eurotiales, Aspergillaceae. Gene Ontology annotation, molecular function: monooxygenase activity; iron ion binding; oxidoreductase activity, acting on paired donors, with incorporation or reduction of molecular oxygen.
AUGGGGGGGAUAAACUUCCCUUUCUCACCCAGUAUCGCACUCAUUAUUUGCCUUGUUAUCUGUUACUUCGCUCUCGUUCAUCACAAUGAGAUUGACCCACUGCCCACCGUUCGUUACAAAUGGUUCCUUCCCGAUCUCAUCAACAGGGUCAUGUUCUAUUUUAAUGCGCGGAAUCAGAUUGCCCACGGAUACGAAAAGUACAAGGACCGUGCAUUUCGACUGCUGACCGCAGAUGGUGAUUUGGUUGUACUGCCGCUGAAGUGGCUGUGGGAAAUAGAACACUUGCCCAUAACCAAGUUGAGCGCUAUCAGAGCGCGCCACAAGAAUUUCCUUGGAGAGUAUACUGACCUGUUCAAAGGGAGCACAAAUGUAUCUUGUGCAGUCACCGGCAUGGAUCGCCGCAAUCAGCACAUUGCCGGUCAAUUUAAUGAAGAGUUCCAUAAGGCGCUUUGCAGGGUAGUCCCCAGAUGCCAGUAUAAAUGGACCUCCGCCAACCUCUACAGACUCGUCCUUAAACUCAUAAGCCGUGCCACUGCCCGCUUCACCGUUGGUGAAGAGCUCUGCCUCAAUGACUUAUGGCUCGAAACGGUCACUGCGUACACAACCGACAUCCUCACGACCAUCAUUCUUCUGCGCCCAGUCCCUCGGUUCCUGCGAGCCCCCAUCGCAUGGCUCCUCCCAAGCCUGCGCCGAGCCCGCACAAAAGCCCACUGGGCCCAAACCGAGCUUCUCGUCCCAAGGAUCGAAUUGCGCCGUCACAGAGAACUCACUGACAGCACAUAUAAGAAGCCCGAGGACCUCAUGCAAUGGGUUAUGGACACAGCUGAGACCAAUUACGAUCGUGAUCCCACCAACAUCGCCAAAGCUUUGAUGUCAACAAUAGCCCUCUUGAUCGUAUACCCAAUUACCAACGUCGUCACGCAUGCUGUAUACGACACCCUCACACAGCCUGAGACACUUGGUCCCCUUCGCACCGAGAUUGAGACGAUCAUGACCUUCAACGAGCAAGAAGACGCAUGGGACCUCAAAUCGAACCGGCCGUACCAGUAUCUCAUGGACAGUUUUCUGCGGGAGUCGUUGAGAUGGAAUCCUCUUAGUGAGCGUAAGUCUUCAACCAAAGUAUUUCUUUCACACCAACAAGCACGAAAUCUGACCCUGCCUCCCAACACCCAAAUCUGUUUCCCAGCCGGCCCCCUCUCGCGGGAUCCAACUAUCAUUCCAAACGCCCACCGCUUCGACUCCUUCCGUUGGACUCACGACCCCUUCGCGGUGUGGAACCUCGUCUCCCCGGACACCAUUGAUACCCGUCUCCGCAACGCUGUCGCCUUCAACAGCGGCCUCACGGAUAUAAGUCCCGUCAAUCUGCAUUUCGGAUGGGGUCACCGUCACGCGGCGGCUUCGUGUCCUGGCCGACACCUUGCGUCGCGCAUGGUGGCUGUGGCGCUGAGUCAUUUGCUUAUACAAUACGAUCUCCGGUUCUUUCCUGGUGAGAGGAAAAGACCAGCUAACUUGGGGGUUGGGGAGUUCGUGUUACCGAAUCCUGGUACUAGGGUGUUGAUCAGGGAAAGGGCAAGGGGAGGAUGA